This is a messenger RNA of Gymnogyps californianus (California condor), 5221 nucleotides long. RefSeq names its product activator of transcription and developmental regulator AUTS2 (gene AUTS2). The coding region runs from base 1 to 3777 and encodes 1258 amino acids. The transcript is spliced from 19 exons. The record is from RefSeq and is a predicted model, not a curated record. Lineage: Eukaryota; Metazoa; Chordata; Aves; Accipitriformes; Cathartidae.
AUGGAUGGCCCGGCGCGAUGCAACGGGCUUCGGAAGAAGCGGCGAUCGCGGUCCCAGCGCGACCGGGAGCGGCGAGCCAAAGGCGGGCGGCGCGGCUCUGCCGCCGGCGGGGCCGCCGGCCCCGGGGCCGCCGCGGCGCUCUCCUCCUCGGGCUCGGAGAAGGAAGACAAUGGGCCCCCGCCGCCGUCCCGGCCGCGGCCCCCCCGGAGGAAGCGGCGGGAGUCCUCCUCGGCCGAAGAGGACAUUAUCGACGGUUUCGCGAUGUCCAGCUUCGUCACUUUCGAGGCGCUGGAGAAGGACAUAGCUCUGAAACCUCAGGAACGUGUGGAGAAGCGACAGAAUCCUCUAGCCAAGAAGAAACGGGAAGCACUUACCAAUGGGCUGUCAUAUCUUCCGAAAAAGAACAGACUUCACCACCACCAGUACAGCUCCGACCGAGAAAAUGAUCGUAAUCUUUGUCAGCACCUUGGGAAAAGGAAGAAAAUACCGAAGGGCCUCAGACAGCUCAAGCCGGGUCAAAACAGUUGCCGAGACAGUGACAGUGAAAGCGCCAGUGGGGAAUCGAAAGGUUUCCAUCGAAGUAGCUCUCGGGAAAGACUCAGUGACAGCUCAGCUCCUUCCAGCUUGGGAACAGGCUACUUUUGUGACAGCGACAGUGAUCAAGAAGAAAAGGCAUCUGAUGCCAGCUCUGAAAAACUGUUCAACGCUGUUACAAAUAAAGAUAAAGAGUUAGGAGUCAGUACGCUAGCUGAAAAUGACAACCCUGGUGCUAGGGGCCCAGCUGUCCCGAAAAUAUCAGGAUUAGAAAGGAGUCAAGAGAAGAGCCAGGACAGCAGUAAAGACCCAAUACUUGAGCCUGUGGUGCCUAAAGACCCUUGUCCUCAGGUGACACAGCCUUUGGCCCAGCCCCAGUUGGAGCCGCAGCCUGAGGCGCCCUGCCCCAGCCCUGCGCUCGCCCCGCGGCCGGAGGCUCCUGCCCAGCUGCCCCCGCCGCAGGCCACGCAGCUGCCACCAGCCCCGGAAGAAGCCGCCCGCCCGCCUGCGCCGCAGCCGCCCGUCCAGCACCCGCCCCGGCCGCAGUCGCCGGUGCAGCCGGCCCAUCCAAACCUCCCUCCGGCGCAGCCCCAUCCGGCCUCUCAGAGCCUCUCGCAGCCACUCUCUGCCUAUAACAGCAGCAGUUUAAGCCUCAACAGCUUAAGCAGCAGCAGAAGCAGCACUCCUGCCAAGACUCAGGCCCCUCCUCCACACAUAUCUCACCAUCCCUCAGCCUCACCAUUCCCCCUCUCUUUACCCAGCCACAGCCCGCUGCAUACCUUCACGCCCACCCUCCAGCCCCCCGCACACCCACAUCACCCCAAUAUGUUUGCCCCUCCUACGGCUUUGCCUCCUCCACCUCCAUUGACGUCAGGGACACUGCAGGUUCCAGGACACCCAGCUGGUAGUACUUACUCAGAACAAGAUCUUCUCCGUCAGGAACUAAACACGCGAUUUUUGGCCUCGCAGAGCGCAGAUCGUGGGGCCUCCCUGGGCCCGCCACCAUACCUGAGGACCGAGUUCCACCAGCACCAGCACCAGCACCAGCACACACACCAACACACGCACCAGCACACCUUCACGCCUUUCCCUCACGCCAUCCCACCCACUGCCAUCAUGCCAACGCCAGCACCGCCCAUGGUGCGUACCCCAGGCAGAAAUUUUGACAAAUACCCUACAAAAGUUGACCCCUUCUACCGUCACAGUCUGUUUCACUCCUAUCCUCCAGCUGUAUCAGGUAUUCCUCCCAUGAUUCCUCCAACUGGCCCCUUUGGCUCGCUACAAGGAGCAUUUCAACCCAAGACUUCCAAUCCCAUUGAUGUUGCAGCCAGACCUGGAACUGUCCCACAUACCCUUCUGCAGAAAGAUCCACGGUUGACAGAUCCGUUCAGGCCCAUGUUGAGGAAACCUGGAAAGUGGUGCGCUAUGCAUGUUCACAUCGCCUGGCAGAUAUACCAUCACCAACAGAAAGUCAAGAAACAGAUGCAGUCUGAUCCGCACAAGCUGGACUUUGGCCUGAAACCUGAAUUUCUGAGCAGGCCACCAGGCCCCAGCCUUUUUGGAGCCAUCCACCACCCCCAUGACCUGGCCCGGCCCUCGACUCUCUUCUCCACAGCCAGUGGGGGUCAUCCAGCCGGCACCCCUUUCGGCCCACCACCCCACCACAGCAACUUUCUCAACCCAGCUGCUCACUUAGAGCCUUUCAAUCGACCGGCUUCCUUCAGCGGUCUCACUGCAGUGGGUAGUAAUGCCUUCGGGGGACUCGGGAACCCGACAGUUACACCCAACUCAAUGUUCGGCCACAAGGAUGGCCCCAGUAUGCAGAGCUUUAGCAACCCUCACGAGCCCUGGAACCGACUGCACCGAACUCCUCCUUCGUUCCCGACCCCUCCGCCCUGGCUGAAGCCAGGAGAGCUGGAGCGCAGUUCAUCUGCUGCAGCUCAUGACAGAGAUAGAGAUGUAGAUAAACGAGACUCAUCUGUUAGUAAAGAUGACAAAGAAAGGGAGAGCAUUGAGAAAAGACACUCCAGCCAUCCUUCGCCAGCACCUAUCCAUCCAGUAAACUCCCUCGGACAUAAUCGCAGCUCAAAUGAGCAGAUCAGGAGCCAUCUGAAUCCCGAGGUUCGAGAAAAAGAGAAACCCAAAGAAAGAGAGAGGGAUCACUCCGAAUCUCGGAAGGAAAUUAAUGUUGAAGAGCACAAGGUGAAGGACAACUAUAUUUCGGAGAAAGAAGGGCUGAGCCAUGAAAGCCGAGUGGUGGAAGAGUCUAAGCAAAUGCCCAGGGUUCCUUCACCCUAUGCUAGGCCUCCCGUUGUGGAGAGCACCAGGCCUAAUAGUACUUCAAACCGUGAGGCCGAGAGGAAGAACGAGCCAGCGUACGAUAAUCCGAAGAAAAGCAAUGAAGUCAAAGUGAAGGAGGAGCGAAAGGAAGACCAUGAUGUUCAACCUGAGGGACCUCAGACUCAUAGGUCAUCUGAUCAGCCACCACCUAUAUCUACAUCUAACGUCCAUCCAAGUCCUUUAGUUUCUAUGCCCAUGACUGUAGGUGUAACUGGUAUACAUCACAUGAACAGCAUCAGUGGCCUGGAUAGGACUCGCAUGAUGACCCCUUUUAUGGGAAUUAGCCCAAUUCCUGGUGGAGAACGUUUCCCUUAUCCUUCUUUCCACUGGGAUCCAAUGAGAGAUCCCUUAAGAGAUCCGUACAGAGAGCUAGAUAUUCAUCGGAGAGACCCCCUGGGCAGAGACUUUUUGCUAAGAAAUGACCCCCUUCAUCGUCUUUCUACGCCAAGAUUAUAUGAAGCAGACAGGUCAUUCAGGGAUCGGGAACCUCACGACUAUAAUCACCACCACCAUCACCACCACCCUCUCUCUGUUGACCCUCGACGUGAGCAUGAGAGGGGCAACCACUUGGAUGACAGGGAGCGGUUGCAUAUGCUCAGAGAGGACUAUGAACAUGCACGCCUGCACUCAGUUCACCCUGCCGCCUUGGAUGGGCACCUGCCUCACCCAAGCCUAAUCACGCCAGGACUUCCUAGCAUGCACUACCCCAGAGUCAGUCCCCCAACGGGACACCAAAAUGGCAUCCUCAACAAAACUCCCCCCACAGCAGCUCUCAGUGCCCCUCCACCUCUUAUUUCUACUCUGGGACCUCGGCCUGGGUCUCCCAGAAGGACUACUCCUCUGUCAACAGAGAUGAGAGAGAGGCCUCCUUCUCACACCCUCAAGGACAUUGAAGCUCGAUAAGCAGAGUGAGACUAAAUAAAAACCAGAGAAAGAGGGACAGAACGUUGUAAAUGAACAUAAUAUAAAGACCUUCUUACUAGUCAUUGAUACAGACUGGGGAUGUGACCCACUGUACAAUAUGUAUAGACCUGAGUGCAAAGAUUUUGAAAUGGUUUUUUUGUAUAUUAUAUGUUGAAAUUUUCCAGAUCUUUUAGCCAAGUCCAUAUGUUCCUCGUGUCUCCUACUCUAUUUUAUUUCUAGUUUAAAAUUUUCAAAAUUUGAACUGAAGAACAAGACAUUAAUCUGAAUGAUUUGACUAGAAACAAACCACCACCAAUGUCAACCAUACAAAGCUCUUUCAGACCAGAAGUGAAGACAAUUGUAGAUAUUUAUGUAAAAAGAUUGCUUCAUGGGUUAAUGGUUCAUAUAUGCAAAAAGGGUAAGAUGAAAGCUUUACUUUGUACAAAUGUAAAUAGAUAAAAUUAAGUAACAUAAUACAUUAAUACUUCUUAAACUGUGCUAUUUGCAAACUUAAUAUUGAUCAACACAGUCUGCUUAUGCUGUGUUACAUAUAUUGUUAUAGACAGCUAAACCCCUUCAACUAUGCAAUGAAUUUUAAGGCUUUUCACAAAAGCCUUUAUAACUCAAAGGAGCCUUUUCAACACACAACAUAAUUAAAGUCAUAUUUUCCCUGAACAAGCUCAUCUAUAAUAGAAACUUAUUUCUCUUGCUUGUUUUGAUGAAGAAACAGCCCGUUAGAAGUGUAGUUUUCUGUCUGAACCCCUGCAUCAAGAUGCUGAUGUUACUGUAGCUCAUGUAUUCCUUAGAACGCGUCAGGGUUAGCGAUCUGUAAUCACUGAUACUGUAGUGAUGACAAAUUCGUUUUCAGUCACAUUAAUCUGGGUUAAACGGAGUAAUAAUCAAAUGCUGGAUAUUUUCCAGAACUUUCGUCACUUAAUGUGUCAAAUUUAUUUUUGGAAGAACAUCUGCUUAUAGCCAUUCAUGUCUGUUUUUAUUGCCAGUGUGUCAUUUUUAUCUGUACACACACUUUUUUUUUUUAACAUGAUCUUGCGCUACAUUGAAACAACUCUUACAAGAAAGCUAAUACUUUUCUAAAUGAUGGGCAUGUUUUCACUGUGGAUCAGUAGUUUAAUUAAUGAACUCCGAUGCAGAUUUCAUAAUGCAAUUUAUUGUAUUUCAGUUGGUAAUAAAGUCUGUGAAUAGUUAACAGGUCAGCCUUGUGGUUCCCUAAUCAUAGAAGACAUGAAAUAACAUGAAGAACAUGGUCCUUUUUAAAAAUAUGCAUCAAUCUUCUGAAAUCUGUCUUUUCAUGACACACUUUUUUAUAAUGCGUUAAGUUUCUUGUCUAAAUAUUUGGAGAGAAUAUGACUUUAUCAGAGAGAAUUCAGUAUCUUGUCUACUGGACUGUAAAAUAUAUGUAUGAAAUAAAAUUAGUUCCAUUGGU